GUUUAUUAUAGCAUGCAGCACAAGUUGCUAUGCUGAUGUCUAUCACCGUUUGUCUAUCACUUUGAGAUAUAAGUAAUAAUAAGUAUGUUCUGUCUGUGAUUUAAGUGUCUCUCUGUGUUCACAGUCUCUGUUUCUGCUAUUAUGGCAACUUUUUGUUUUAGAAAAAUGGCGUUCGUUACAGCUGUGGGUUGCGCAAUUUUCAUGUAAAUGUGUACGAAAAUUAGUAAUAAGUUAAUAAUACUGUAAAAAAUAUAUAUAUCGAGUGCGGGCUUCAUAUUACAGUUUCAAUAAUAAAGUGUAUUUUGCAAAGUUCGUGAUAAAAUUUGGUAUUAUCGGAUACCUGUCACGUACCGUGUAUUUUUUGUGUUGUGGUGAUGUAUUAAAAUGGUAAAUAAUAAAGAUAAAAAUAAUGCGGCUGUGCAAAUAACAUGACAAUAAUGAAUAAAUUAUGGGUGGUGUUAUUAGUGGCCUUGACUGGCGCACAAUUUGGAUACGGGCUGCCCGUACGACCGACGCCGCAAGCCUACCCUCGGGAUGCAAGCCAAGUGUUAGAGGGAUGGGAUACAGUCAGUGGGGUUUACGCAGCGCUGCCGGCGCUGGCGCUGGUCCUCACUGCUGUUGGUUUUUUGCUGGGCUGCACAUGGUGUUACAGACAUAAAGAUUGCAAGCAGCCUAACUCAGGAGCGGACAAUCAGCUAUUCACCGCGAGCGCGACACACCUGCACGACAAUCGACGUACGAACCCUCCCGAUUCCGGAUUCUCCGAGCCAGCGAACAACAACAUAAGCGAAGACAACAACAAUGGCCCUAUAUCGCUUCGUGAAAUGCAGAACAUUGCCAACAACAAUGCCGCCGCUUAUAUCGUGAGCGAGAACGAGGAGAGAAACAGGAUCAGCCGCGAGUCCGUGGUGGAGUUCGAGCCGCUCCCCACAGAGCUGAGGGUCGCCGAUCCCCUGGAGCGAUGCGCGGACUGGUUCAGCGGGGAGGAUUUCCCGAGGAAUCAAUUGCAGUACCUUCGGGAGAUAGGACGUGGAUGGUUCGGCAGAGUGGUGGAAGGUGAGGUCGACGAUGCUGGCCCAACGAAAGCGGUGGCCGUGAAGAUACUCAACCCGAAUGCUAAUCUAGAAGACAAGGCCAGGUUCUUAGACGAAGCCAAGUUGUACCGGGAUUCGCGACACGAUACCAUUCUCGGCUACGUCGCGAGAUGUCUGCAGGAAGACCCAUGGAUUGUCAUAUUCGAAUUGUGCAGUACAGAUCUCCAUCAAUACCUAACAGUGAACAAACCGAAGAUGGCGAUACUGAACGAGAGCGGGGUUCCGUUGCGGUUGAUGUGUGACGUCACUUCCGGACUCUCCUAUCUCAAUUCCAGGGGACAUUUGUACGGGAAUCUAUGGAGCGGUAACGUGCUAGUACGCGGCGAGGCGGACAACGCGCGGGCCGUGCUGGGACGGUACACGAAUGCCGAAUCUCCGUACGAACACGACGCUCCCGAGACGAGGAGACACCCGCCUCUGUACACGGCCAGCAGUGAAGUAUGGUUCCUAGGAAAUCUGAUAUGGGAGGUCUGCGCCUGGGGAGCAACACCCGUCGCUCUACCGCCGCCGCUACCCGACCUCCCCUGCCCGUACAGAAAUCAUCUAUAUCAAGUGAUGCAGCUGUGCUGGAACACCAAUCCGGAUGCUCGUCCUACUUCCGCCCAGGUUCACGGUCUCAUCGAUCACUUGUACACAAGUCACACGGAGACCACAGAGCUGUCGCAAGACGGGAGCUUCGGGACCAGCGACUUCGAGGAACGUUGGCAACGACUCAAACCCAACACGAUACCGAAGAUAGACGAGCACGUCGCCAUCGUGCACGCCCCCUCCACCUCCGUCGCCUCGCACUUCACCGGCUCCGACCGCGAGCUCGACGACGCGCACACCGCACACGACACGCUCAGCAUCGACAUGGACACCGCCGUCUCCAGAUCCAGCAGUAUCAUGUCGGACAAGGAUCCCCUGUCCGUACAGAUCAAGUCCGAGAGUCUCACCAACCUCCACGGAUCGCUGGAAGACGUCAGGAACAUCUACCUCACGCACAACGAGAUGGCCGCCCUCGAAUGCCAUCAAGGAAAUAUGCAACUCGACGAAGGGAGAGAAAAAGAAAACGAUAAAUCCGAUAGUUCAGUUGAUCCCUGGGUGAAGGACAUCAUGGCGGGGAGCCAGGACGACGUCAGCUACUUUAAAGACGUCAGCGACGUCAUUAAGAAUCUCGAUAAUAUGCUGAAUUCUGAAAAAACUUCAAGCUCUGAAUCUAGUCAUCAGGCUAGUCCUUCAAGGGACAAUUUGAGUUUGGACUGUAAAAAAGAGUAUCCGGUACAGUCUAGUUUAGUCAAAUCACCCGGUAUCAAUAAUUUCCAGAACAUUCUAGACGCUGGUUUCGAUACUAAUCAAGACGAGACAGAAGACGAAGAUGUCGACCGUGAUACAAUCGGGACGUUGAGUCACUCAUUCGAAAGGCACAGCGACACGAUCAGUCAACAAACGUUAGAAAAUCUCACUCCAGAAACACCUAUAAAAGAUUUAGUUGGUACUGGAAUUUCUGGACUAAAUGUUCCUCUUGAUCUUGAUGAAGUAGCGCACGACGAGGUAGAUGUGCGAAAUGUAUUGCCAAAUGAUAAAGUAGCUAAUAGUGAUAGUGAGAUACCUAAAUUGAAGGAAUUGUGCGCGUCCUCUAUAUCUAGUGUAAGUGAAAAUAUACAGCAUGUUAGAAGUGAAGACUGCCAGUUUAAGUGUGAUAGUAAUGUAAACAAAGAAAUUGAUGUUAAGGAAGGAACUAAGUCAUUAGAUGAUAACCUACUAUCUAGUGAGGAGGCUGGAGAGUUUAUUGAAGAGAAAAAUGAUAUUAUAUUAGACAGUGUAGAUAAAAAUGUCUUGCCUAAUUUACAUACAAAUAAUAAACAUGAACUUAUAUGUGAAAAUUCAGGGCUUGAAAGAGAAGACUCAAAAAAUGAAUCAAGCAGUAGUUAUAAUAAACAAAACGUAGAAUUUAGUGAUCUCAUUGAAAACGUAAUUGAUAGUUUAGUAGAGUCACAUGUUGUUAAAAGUGAUCCUAACAAAAUAGAUAUAGUUAAUAAUGUAGUAAAAUUUAACGAUUUAGAAGAAAUAAAACUUUGUGAAAGUUCACUUGAAGCGCAAAGUGAAGGAGAAAAUGUGUGCAACAAAACAUCCGAUACUAUACACUUUACAGUCGAUAGUGAAAGUGUAAAAAAAGAAUUUAACGCUCUUGAUACGCACGAGGAUACGGAAACAUCAAAUAUUUCAUUUCUAAAAUUUGGUGAAAAACCAAUUUCAACAGAAGAUCUACCCAAAAUAAAAAUGAAUCUUCCGAAAAUUAAAGUAAAUAAAAUAGAAUGCAUAGAAAAUAAUAUAGAAGAAGUACCUAUCGAUUUGAAUAACAUUGAACAAUUUCCAACUUCUGAAACAUCAAGUCAAGUUAUUCUGCUCUUAGAGUCGAAUAAACAAAAUCACGAAAAGAGUACCGAUACAUCAAAUGAACAAAUUCAUAUAGUUGAGGACAUAAAUAACGAUGGAAAUGUUCAUAGUGAAGAAAUAUACAGUAACACGUUACAAAAUAAUGUACAAGCAACAUUAGAUUUUAUUGAGGCUGAAUCUAUCAAGGAAAUUGAUUUGAAAUCAUCUGAAAGGAGUACAGCAAAAGAAACAUGCUCCACGAAUGAAUCAGGUUUAAAUGAUUUAGAAAUAACACAAUCUUUACCCACAGCUACGAACGACCGAGUACAAAAUAUCGAAAAUGAUUAUGAAAUGAAUAAUAAGACUGAAACGAAAGAUCUUACUUUAGAAAAUACACUGAAUUGUUUAGAUGCAGAACGUACACAAGAACAUAAAAUAUCAUCAGAAAAUACAAUAUACUCUUUUGAAAAGAUAGAUUUAGAAAAUGUAGAAGUGACAAAACUACCUAUGGACAUUGAAAGUUCGUGUGACAGUAAUGUUUGCAUUGAAGGGGUUCCUAAGGAAAUUGAUCAUGCUACAGCACUCUACUCAACUGUUCUCUCUCCCGAACAGCCACCUAGUACAGUACAAAAUAAUGUAAAUAUAGAAUCUGAUAAGGCAAACACAUUUAGUGAAAAUCCCAUUAUUCAUUCAGACAUUAAAUCUGAAAUUUUUAAUAAUAGUCAAUCGUCUUUUUUGCCACCUGAAGAAGUACAAAAUAGUGAUAAGAUUUUUAAAUGCGAAAUAGAUGGAAAUACAACAAAAAACGAUACGACAGACACGUCUAGAUCUGAUUAUGUGAUAUAUGAUUUGAAAGAACAGUCAAAUGACAGCACUGUCUAUUUGGAUCUCGUUGAAAACUCUGGUGAGUUGAAACAAGCUACUAAACUGAACAGAGACGUUGGAGCAAUGCCUUUGUGCUUAGAUUCGUCAGGCUUACAAGAUAUUUCUCUCUUGAAAAAUGAAUCUACAGUUUAUCUGGAUCUACCUACCGUCAAAGUAGCUAAGGAAAUUGAUAAUUUCCUCCACAUGGAGAGACUAAACGCUGAGAGCUGUUUUAAAACAGGUUUGGUCUCAAGUACACCUUUAGGAAGCGAUAAUUCUGUAGACUUUGCCGAAAACACGAUCAAUAAAGAUGAAGAAAUAAAAAAUAUUUUAUCAGAAACAAAAGUUCCUGAUUACGGUCCUGGUGUGACACUGACUAAGUUGGAACAAACGUUUGUUCCGGAAAGCCUAAGUCCUUUCGAGUCGCCCACGAAAAGUCACCCCACUGACACUUUCGACGAAAACAGUUCAGUAGUGUUGGGGCCCUUUGAAAACUGUUCUCUGGAAAUAUACAAAGGCGUCAAAUCAGAGUUGGUAGAUCUGCCAAAAGAGGAAUUGUUGGCGUUUUCGUCCAACUUCAGCGAAAUGAAUCUUGAAACUCCAUCGCCGUUACGCGACGUUAAUUUCCUGAACGAAGUGCCGGAUAUAUGUCAGGACGAGUUCUACGAUAUCACGUCCAGCGAGUCGAAAUCGAAAGUUGAACCUGAUGUUAAUGAAAACGAACCGAAAAUUAGUAUUUCGGACCCGCAGACCGAAACGAACACCGAAGAUAGCGGGCAUUCUGUGACCGAAAAGCAUGUCUCGCCAUCUACGCCUCCCAAUUCACCCGGAGUGUUCCUUGCCUCGACAUCUCAUCACAAGUAUUUAGUUAAUAUCGACUUGGACGUGUCUAAAGAGGUUCCACAAUCGACAGAGCAAGUCGACGCCGUUCAGAACGAAAUCGACUUAAAUCAAAUAGAAUUACAGAUAACUUCGAAGUUGGCUAUGGCCGAAAACGAGAAUAAUAUGAACAUUGAAUAUUCUGGGCCUUUGACGGUUGAAGGUCUUGAAGACGAUGUACUCGAGGAAUCAAUUUUAGCUGGAAACGGAGGAUCUGUAGAGGAUCUGCGAGAGGACCUAACGUUGGACGAAGAGUGUGUGAAGGCCCUUAGGAAUGAACUCGAAUUGAAACUGCCUCUAGCUCAGGUGGCGGCCAUAGAGCCGCAGUGCGAGGCGGAGCGCGGCGAGUGGACGGCGCAGCUGCCGGCGCCGCCCGAGCUCGUGCUGUCCUACCCGGGCGCGCUCAGCCCCAUCGCCGAGGAGACCGGCCAGCAGCUCUGCGCCUACGAGAACGACGCCAACUGGAACGCUUCUCUUCUAACGGAAUCGUCGGAAAGCUACCCGGAGCCCUGCAACAACUGGACCGAGCAGAGCACGCAGCCGCCCUCACCCGCACCCUCUCCUGCGCCCUCCCCCGCCUCCUCCCCCGCCACGUACUCGCUGCACACUCACAACCACACCUACACACUGCACAAAGACGUGCCCACCGCCGAGGUCACGAUGAGCGCCGAUAGCCUAAACGCUAGUCCGUGUAAAGGAACGAAACCAGACAUGCACUCUCCCGUCGACGACAGGACGUACACUAAGAACGACGAGAAGGAAUCGAGCUGCGAGCGGAUCUCGCAAGUGUCGCCCUUCCUCGUGAGCCCGACCACCGACACCUCCGACAACCUCGACAACCCGACCGGCGUCUCCACCCUGUCCAAGACCACGCUGCCCACCGACGCCAAGCUGUCCAAGCAGCCCUCCGAGUGCCUCUCCAAAGCGACGAGCAUCGACUCGUGGUGCUCCAACGACACGCUUUACAACGUCGAAGAGAAUUUCGACGACCUCGCGAUGGACCCCGAGCCGACCAAGGGAGACGGCAACAGCGAGAGCACCGACACGCUCACCCACGACGAGGACGACCGCGAGCUCAGUCACUGCUCCACCUACAUCAUCCACGACAGCAAGUCCGAAGCCUGCGAGACGUUCUCGCCGGACUCCAUAGCGGCCUACGACCAGUACACGUACACGAAGGUGAGGUCUGCCGCGACCGGCGCCUCGUCCUCGCAGCUAAACGACUCCACGAAGAACAGCCCCACCAAAGACCUGGCGUACGGCACCCUCAUGUCGGGCAUGCCGUCCUACUCCAACUGCACCACUGAAGUGGCAUCCAUGGACGAUCCGUGGAAGUUUCAGCAACCGGAGCUGGUGAGGAGGUCUCCUCUCGGGGAAGACCCCGAUCUCACCCCGCCAAAGUUAUCGGAGGAUAAGGAAAUCGAAAACACCAGUCCUCGUAUCAUUUCAGAACCGUGCAUUAAAAAAAUGGAAAGUGUUGAAAUAAGUUGCCUCGAAGACAAUUUCUCUGAGAGUAAAAACAAAUCAAGCAGCCCUGAGAACGAAGCCCUGCUGAUAGACAUAGGUGACAGCCCUAAUGUCAAUUACAGGAACAACAUGGCGCCCUCUAUCACCAGCACUCCGCUCACAGAAAUCGUGGGCGACGAGGAUGAUGUGCAAGCCAUACCGAUGAUAUUUCCGGAUGAUAAAACGGUCAACUCCGAGUACGUUAUGUCUGUACCGACUUUUCAAAAUUUUCAACAAUCCGCCGAGAUCAGACCGCAGGAUUUGUCUUCCAACACCGAUCGAGGCAACCAGGACACGGAGAUACUCCUUGAAGGCGACAGCAAAACCCUGAGCAGGUACAGCAACCGGGACAGCUUGGUUGUGUCCGAGCGAACGCCGACGUAUUCCGACUUCGAGAAUUCGGCGACAACAAAACCUCAAGAAGUGAAUUCUCGAGAUAAAUCUAGUCAAAGCAUGGAGAGCGGAGUUAGUUCUGAGGAAUUUCGUCAAUUCGAAAACUCUGUAAAGCACCGUCCACAGGAUCUGUCGUCGCUGAUAGACGCCAGCUCGCUGCUCUUGAGGAGCGAGAGGCUGCUGGCGAGCGAGCUGGUGGUCGCCCCCCACUCGCCCCAACCAACAGACGAGCCCACGGCCCCCACGACUGGUCCUCUUAAACUAACGAAUUUAACAGAAUCUCACAUAUUAGUCGACGUAAGAGAACCGACCAGUACCUACUUGAUAAAUUUUGAUUUGGAAGACGAAACGGAACAGCCUCAUUCGAUAAUAGUAACGGAGGCCCCUUUAGAUCUGUUCAAAGAAAAUUCGAACGUUACCUUUGAUUCGCACACAGAGAAACUCAUAGAUCUGAACCACACUUAUGAUUCUCACACAAAUCGACCUGAACUUAGGAAUAGCAUUGAGGAGGCUCACUCGGAGUCGAACGGGCACUCACAGCCUGAAGGUCCCCACAGUAUUAUUGAUUACGAAACAAUGCAAAAAGGCAGCCCGAGUCAAAUCGAAACGUCUGAUGCGAUAUCGAAUAUAAAGAGUACACCAAACGGCUCCAUCAGCGUUGACGGUGUAAACGGAAAAAACGAAAACUACGCUACUGUGCAUUUUUUAAACGAAACCUUCGAGGAACUGAUCGAGAGUAACGUGGACGACAACGACAGAGACGCGAGAACAGACGAAGAGACAAGUAAAAAUGACGGAGUAAGCGGAGACACGAAGUUAAUAGAGGAGUCUUCGAGUGAGUUGAGAUCCGUCGGAUCGUCAGAACCUUCGCAGAAUGAAGGCAGCGCCAGAGCUAAUGGAGCUCUCGAAUUGCAAAACGUCAAAGCAACGACUGACACCGAGAAUUUUUUACAGCAAGAAAAGAAAUUUUGUCAGCUCGACUCUUAUUUCCCUAUAUUGAGCGACAUUAGAUUCACAGGUCCUGCGUCCGAAAUAAUGAGCACGUCCUUCACGCAAGACUCGCCCACCGAGCCCACCUCCCCCGAGUGCGAGGAGGACAACAAACCUGACGCGGCCGCCGACAUUGUGAAAGAGUGGGACAGCGAUACUGAAUCAGAAACGAGUAACUCGUCCAGCGGGGAAUUCAUUUGGAAGGGCGGCGGCGGGGGCGGGGCCGCGCUCGCACCGGACGCCCGCUACGGACACCAACGAGACAACGCGCCAUCUGGUGGAGCGGAGAGUGCAGAGCAGGGGUCGGAGGGCGGAGCGGGGUCCGAAGAGUCGGGGGGGUCGGGGGACUCGGGGUCUGAGGGGGACGAGGUCGAGUUCGUUCCCUCCUCCUGGGACUGUCGCGCCGCACCGUCUAAGUCCUCGCUGAGGAGCCUGGAACAAGCUCAACCAGACGGCAAGAAGCGCGUGGUGUUCAAGCGGCAGAAGUACCACUGCGUGUACGAGUACCCGCGCGAGGUCGCCGACCUGGACGCGCCCGACUACUCCACAUACGCAGAGUGGGACGCUCGCAGCGCGGAGGAGGCGGCGCUGGGCUACGGGCAGCUGUUCGCGCCGAGCCCGCUCGACCUGCACUCGGGACUCUCCUUCGGCGCCGAUUACGACGAAGAUUUUUUCAUUUCGUCGUCGGCGCGACCGUUCGAGAGUCUCGGGAUAAUGUCGACCACGAGCCAGUUCUUCCCCGGCAUGCACGUGAAGGCGUCGCCGCUGCCGGAGCCCUCGCCGCCCGACGAGGCCGAGGAGCCGCCCGACGAGUCCACCGGGCGCACCGCGCUGCCGCACACGCGCGCGCCCAGCCUCGACCUCACCACGCCCGACUCCGGCGUCGAGGACGUGACCCCCGGCUCCGCGCCCCCAGACGACGACUUCGACAAGAAGCCCGCCUCGCCCGAGCCCGCCUGGCGCCUCACCGACAGCGAGCCCACCUCCCCCGCCUCGCCGCCGGAGCUGGGCGGCCUGCGGCACACGCGCGACAAGCUCAAGCUGGACCUCCCGCCGAGCCCCCACGCCGCCUCCCCGAGAGGACUCCGAGUGUUCAACUUCGUACUCGACAAGCCGCGCCGCUCGCCCGCCCUUCAACCCACCUUCUCGACUUUCGGGAAAUGCACUCUGGAGCCAGAACCGGAACAGAAGCUCAUCCUCACGGACGACGUGGAGCAGGAGGAGGUGAAGCAGGAGAGCCCCAAGGCGUCCAUAGAGGGUGUCAAGGGCGAGGGCACCGUGCUGGACAGCGGCGACGAGGACUCCGGCAUAGAGAGCAGCUCGAAGGCGACGCUUGAGAGACAGAACAAAACUCCGAAUGUUUCAUAAUUCUCAGUGCAGCGGCCUCACAAGCGAACUGGACAAACUGUAAUGUUAGUGUCUAUGAAUAUAAUGAGAGUUAAAUUUUAUGUGAAAGCGAUUUGUCGAUGGAUGAACCCGACCUGCGGGAGCAGUCCAGGGGCGCCAUUUAAUGUAACUCAUAGAAUUGAUUAAUUUAAAUCUGGAAAAAUAUAAUAUACAUAUCGCAAAAUAUUAUCGUACAACAAAAUCUUGCGAAAUUUGCCAUAAUUUAUAAGGAUAUGAGUGUCCCGUAAGCUUUUCGCAAAAACAGUUU
This is a messenger RNA of Bombyx mandarina (wild silkworm), 9738 nucleotides long. RefSeq lists its product as uncharacterized. Lineage: Eukaryota; Metazoa; Arthropoda; Insecta; Lepidoptera; Bombycidae. The record is from RefSeq and is a predicted model, not a curated record. Gene Ontology annotation, molecular function: protein kinase activity; ATP binding. Gene Ontology annotation, biological process: protein phosphorylation.